Culex quinquefasciatus (southern house mosquito) is the source of this 789-nucleotide messenger RNA. RefSeq lists its product as uncharacterized. The record is from RefSeq and is a predicted model, not a curated record. Lineage: Eukaryota; Metazoa; Arthropoda; Insecta; Diptera; Culicidae. Bases 247 to 789 code for a protein of 180 amino acids. The transcript has 5 exons.
GAUCCUGGUCCUGGUGGAAAAACCCGACCCCGCCCGUUGUCCCCGUUCCCCGCUGGACUGCGUGGGCGUCAUGCUUGCCAUGUCACUGCCGUGGAUUCCCCGCAGCACCGUCUGCCGGGCAUACUUCUGGCUGUGGAGCGUCUUCUGCGUGCACGUGGCCAUCUUCUACCAGUCGAAGAUGACAUCCUGAAGCGGCCACUCGACGGCCAUCAGAUUUCCACCGUCGCCGAGCUGCUCGAUUCGGGCAUGGUCAUCGGUUUUCCGGCCAACUUUGCCAUUCACCUCGAGCGACUGAACGGCUCUGCCGAGCGGAUCCUGCAGCGAAGGUUGGAGUGCACUUCCGAGACCUGCCUGGCCAUGGUUGGUGGGGCGAGACCCUUUGCCACCAUCGGGAAUCGCAUGUACCUCCGCUACGCGGCCGCCCACCAAACCGAACCGGCCUCCGUCUUCACGCUGGACGAAAUCGUCGCCAAGAGCUUCAUCCAGAUCGUCAUGCAGAAGGGACUCCCGCUCAGAGACCACAUCAACAAGAAAAUCCGAUCCCUCAUCGAGGCCGGCUACCUGGCGGCGGUGACGCGAAUCUUCCUGGCCCACACCCGGAACGCAACGCGACAGGUCGAGGACCACGUGGCGCAGGUGGUCCCGCUGCGGUUGAGCCACUUUCAGGGUGCGUACUUUGUGCUGGCCCUGGGCUGCGCCCUUGCCGCCGUCUGCUGCGGCGGAGAGAUUGCGAUUGGGAAGGUUCGGAAGAGGAUGCGAAGGGUGGUGGUUUAUCCGUUUGUGGUAUGA